Sinocyclocheilus anshuiensis is the source of this 466-nucleotide messenger RNA. RefSeq names its product anamorsin-like. Gene Ontology annotation, biological process: iron-sulfur cluster assembly. The transcript has 4 exons. NCBI's taxonomy places the organism in Eukaryota, Metazoa, Chordata, Actinopteri, Cypriniformes, Cyprinidae. Gene Ontology annotation, molecular function: iron-sulfur cluster binding. The record is from RefSeq and is a predicted model, not a curated record. The annotation marks the transcript as partial. Gene Ontology annotation, cellular component: cytoplasm.
UUUUGGUUAAACUGAAUGGCGUGUUAAGAGCUUUUUCGUUACAUUGUUAUUGAUAUCUAUCUCUGAAACGCAAUGUAGGUGAUGGCAGACCUUGGACUGAAGGAGUGGGACAGAGUGCUGCUGAUAUGGACUCAGCCAUCAUCUCCCACUGCACUGAAGGAGUUUGCUGAAAGCAUUGGCGCUGCUGUUGGUAACCAGAGUCUGGUAUCUUUGGAGAACAUGGAGAGACUACAACUUUCUUCUCACGCAGCUUCAAGUUAUGACUGGGUUCUCUCAGGCCUGCUGACCGACAGCUCGCCAAUCCACAGUUCAGAAAUGUUGGCUGAGAUGGCCAGAGUAAUGAAACCUGGUGGCAAACUUGUGCUAGAAGAGCCGGUAACAGGUUCUGGGGACAAUGGUGUGAGAACCGCUGGGAAACUGAUGUCAGUUCUUAAACUGUCUGGAUUAGUAUCUGUCACUGAGGUCA